GGCUGAAGGAGAGCAAGAGGGGCAUCAGCGGGUGAUAGAUCCAAUCCCAAUCUCGGCCAGAUUUUGCUUGCAACAGCUCCUUCAAACACCGGGACGGCUCUCGUUUCCUCAACAAACAGCUUUCUGAACACAUUCACAGCCACACACACACACACACACACACAGGUGUGUGUGUAGCGCACAUUCCCUGAUAUCUGUGCCAGAACAGGAAUUGGGCUUCAUUUGUGCACUAGUUGAUCCUUUCCAGGGAUAUUGCAGGAACGUGCCAAGAAAGAGACGUUUCCGUCUUCAUCCUGGGUUUGCGUGUGUGUGUGAGAGAGUGUGUUAUGUGUGUAUGAAUGGGGCUCGCCAUGCGUCCUCACAGGCUGACUCUGCUGCUCUGCUUUGGCUUUGCCCUCUGCCUCUGUCUAGCCGUGGCUCAGCAGCGCUCCGCCGUCGUCCGCAGGGGUUCGGAGCGGAUCAAAGUGCUCUUCACCCCCACCAUCUGCAGGCUGCGCUGCACGCAGGGACGCUGCACCAACUACUGCGAGCGCGGAAAUGUCACCACUAUCUACAACAGCGAGCAGGCAGGACAGACGCCACCUGGAUCCGGCUUCAGAGUGUUCGUGUGUCCGAUGUUGUGUAAGAACGGAGGAGUGUGCGUACAGAAGGAUCAAUGUCUCUGCCCGCCCAACUUCACUGGGAAGUUCUGCCACAUCCCCGUCUCCACCAAUCACAUCGAGAGACCGGCGACGAGUGCUGCCGAUUCAUCCAAUCAGCCGAUGACAUCUGAGUACAUACUGCCUCUGCAGACGCCUGAGCAGAUCAACACCAAUGCGUCCCCCAUGGUGAAGGUACGAGUCCAGCACCCUCCAGAGGCCAGUGUGAAGAUCCACGAGGUGCUGAAGGUGGGUUACGGCUCCACCAUCCACGAGCACUCGGAAACCGUGACCUGGUCCGCGGGGCUCUCGGGGGCCCGUCCUCACCAGCUGCCGGGAGAGAGAGCCGAGGCGCCACCGCCGAGGGUUCAAGCCCAGACCAUACGUGGUGAUUCAGUCUACACCGAGACGUCCGGCUUCAAAUACUGCUUCAGAGACGUGCGCAAUGGACAGUGCAGUUCUCCGUUACCUGGUCUGAGGAGUCAGGAGAUGUGCUGCAGGGGUGUUGGGAAGGCCUGGGGCAUCAACGAAUGCACGCUCUGUCCCGCCAUCUUAGGAAACACUGUUAAUGGACAGGGAAGCUGCCCGAAAGGCUUUGAGAGGGUCAACGGGACGCAGUGUGUGGCGCAGAAGGUGAUCUCGGAGGAGAAGGACCAGUGUUUCCGUAUCCUGAACCAGGGCUCCUGUUCUCUGCCCAUCCUGAAGAACAUCACCAAACAGAUCUGCUGCUGCAGUCGAGUGGGCAAAGCCUGGGGCAAGAGGUGUGAGUUAUGCCCGUACUUCGGCUCAGGUAAGAGACCUUUCAGACAUUCAAAGAAUGCUCUUUUCCUUUCAAACAACUGCAUUGGAAAGAACAUCUUUAAUGCAGAAGUUUGGGCAAUGAGUAAGAAGGCUGGAUGA
Molecule: messenger RNA, 1538 nt
Organism: Sinocyclocheilus anshuiensis
Lineage: Eukaryota; Metazoa; Chordata; Actinopteri; Cypriniformes; Cyprinidae
Product: latent-transforming growth factor beta-binding protein 4-like
Exons: 6
Coding region: 339-1538 (399 amino acids)
Source: RefSeq, a predicted model, not a curated record